AUGUCAUUGUUAUUUCUACGAUCCCGCACCCCAUGGAGCCUGAAGGCCUUCCCUUUAGGUCUCGCGAAUCGUGUGGUGAUAUUGGCCCACCCUCGGCUUUCUUCUUCGAAAUCUGGCCUCGCAGACAAGGCACCAAAAACGCAGCCGAGCGAAGGCAAACCACCAUCGAAGAGAAGCAGCGCCAUCAAGACUACAGAUAAACCCCCGGCCAAAGCACGACCCAGGAAAUUGGUACCACCUAAGAGAGCGAUGAACGUCAUGCAAUUAGUCACAGAAGAUGUGAUGGCUGAACUUAAACAAAAAUGUGGCAAAUUAACCCAGCAGGAUGCCAGACAAUGCUUCAGCAUUGCUGCUGAAAGAUACAGAUCAUUGAGUGAUGCUGAAAAGAAGAAUUAUCUUGCUCGGCUAGACCAAAGACGUGAUAUAUAUGAAAUCGAAAUGCGUGAUUUCCUCGACUCUUUGACAGCAAAUGAUUAUAUCAACCAAAACGAGUACAUACUUCGGCGAAAGGCCGAGGGACGUUCGACCGGUAGGAAAGGUAUUCCAAGGUUGGACCCCAAUGCGCCUAAAAGACCAUUGAAUGGCUUCAUGAUCUUCUGUGGGGAGGUGCGAUCAAAUCCUUCGAAGUUUCCGGACCUUACUGAGCAGAUUCGGUCCUCGGAAAAAGACUCUAAUUCACCUGUCGUCGAAGGAUCGAAAAUUAUGGCCCAGUACUGGAAAUCUAUGCCAGAGGAUAUCAAACAACAAUAUGUCAUAGAAGGUCAGAGAAGACGCGACCUAUACAAGCAGGAAAAGGCGGAGUACGAUGCACAACUCAAAAAGCACUCCUGA
Puccinia triticina is the source of this 831-nucleotide messenger RNA. RefSeq lists its product as uncharacterized. The record is from RefSeq and is a predicted model, not a curated record. NCBI's taxonomy places the organism in Eukaryota, Fungi, Basidiomycota, Pucciniomycetes, Pucciniales, Pucciniaceae. Bases 1 to 831 code for a protein of 276 amino acids. The transcript has 5 exons.